GAGUCAGACAGUGUGAGUAUUGUUAUCUUGGCUAAUAAGUAGAAUUACAGGAUAGUUCUGUUCACUUCUCUCCAACAGAGAACCAGGAAACAAAAUCUUCACACUGUAAAAUGGCAGAAGCUGGUAUUUUGGUAGUUCAGGAUGAGUUCAGCUGUUCAGUCUGCCUGGAUCUCCUGAAGAAUCCAGUGGCUAUUUCCUGUGGACACAGUUUCUGUAUGGUGUGUAUUAAUGGGUUCUGGGAUGAGGAGGAUCAGAAGAAGAUCUACAGCUGCCCUCACUGCAGACACACCUUCACCUCAAGACCUGUUGUGAGUAAAAGCACCAUGCUGGCUGAGGUGGUGGAGAAACUGAAGAAGACGAGACUCCAGGCUGCUCCUCCUGAUCACUCUUCUGCUGAUCCUGAAGAUGUGGAGUGUGAUUCCUGUACUGGGAGAAAACACAAAGCCGUCCAGUCCUGCCUGGUGUGUCUGGCCUCUUUCUGUGAAGCUCACCUCCAGCCUCACUACCAAUCUCCAGCCUUUAAGAAGCACAAGCUGGUCAAAGCCUCCAGACGACUCCAGGAGCAGAUCUGCUCUCAGCACGAUAAACUGCUGGAGGUUUACUGUCGCACCGACCAGCAGUGUAUCUGCAUGCUGUGUACCAUGGAUGACCAUAGAGGACAUGAUACAGUGUCACUUAAAGCAGAAAGAUCUGAGAAACAGAACCAGGUGGUGGAAACACAGAGGAAAUACAAGGAGAGAAUCCAGGAGAGAGAGAAGGAGCUUCAGGAGUUAAUAGAAGCUGUGGAGAACCACAAGCGCUCUGCUCAGACAGCAGUGGAGGACAGUGAGAAGAUCUUCACUGAGAUGAUCCUCUCCAUUGAGAGAAGACGCUCUGAGGUGAGGCAGAUGAUCAGAGAUCAGGAGAAAGCUGCAGUGAGUCGAGCUGAAGAACGUCUGAAGAGACUGGAGCAGGAGAUCACAGAGCUGAAGAGGAGAGAUGCUGAUCUGGAGAAGCUUUCAUUCACAGAGGAUCACAUCCAUUUCCUUCAGAAUUUUCAGACUCUCUCAGCUCCUCCUGGAUCUUCAGCAUCACCUGCUUUUACUCUCAGUCCUCUCAACACUUUUGAAGUUGUUAUGAAGUCUGUUUCUCAGCUGAGAGGAAAACUAGACGAAUUCUGGAAAGAGGAAUUUGAGAACACAUCAGCUGCUGUGAAGGAAGUGCAGAUCAUUCUUCCUUCUGAACCCCAAAGCAGAGAAGAGUUCUUGGAGUAUUCCUGUCAGCUCACACUGGAUCCAAACACAGCCAAUAAUCACCUCCUCCUGUCUGAGAGGAACACAGUGGUGACCUGCAGUGAAACAGUCCAGCCAUAUCCUGCCCAUCCAGACAGAUUUGAUGGAUGGCCUCAGGUUCUGUGUAGAGAGAGUGUGAGUGGACGCUGCUACUGGGAGGUUGAGUGGAGAGGAGAUGGAGAAGUUGAUAUAGCAGUGUCUUAUAAAAGCAUCUCCAGGAAGGGAGUAGGCUGGGAGUGUGGGUUUGGAUGUAAUAAUGAUCAGUCUUGGAGUUUGUUCUGUGAAUCCUCCAGAUACACAUUCAGUCAUAAUGACGAAGAUACUGUAAUCUCAGGAGCACUCAUCUCCUCUAGAAUAGGAGUGUAUGUGGAUCACUGGGCAGGAACUCUGUCCUUCUACAGCAUCUCUGAUACCAUGACCCUCAUCCACAGAGUCCAGACCACCUUCACUCAGCCGCUCUACGCUGGGUUUUGGUUAAACGUUGACUCAUCAGUAAAUCUUUUACUUUCAACAAAAUAG
Molecule: messenger RNA, 1790 nt
Organism: Astyanax mexicanus (Mexican tetra)
Lineage: Eukaryota; Metazoa; Chordata; Actinopteri; Characiformes; Acestrorhamphidae
Product: tripartite motif-containing protein 16-like
Exons: 6
Coding region: 111-1790 (559 amino acids)
Molecular function (GO): protein binding; zinc ion binding
Source: RefSeq, a predicted model, not a curated record